GAUACUUUAUUAAAAGUUUGUGGAAUACUUGAACAAAAAAAAAGAAAUGAACGAUUAUCAUUUGCGCAAAAAAAAAAUGUCUUGGCUAAAAUACUAAGUGAUGAUGAAAAUUUGAAGAUUUUAAAUGAUAUUAUAGAUGAUAAUAAUAUCCUAUACUUGGUGAAAAAUUCAAAACCAGAUUGGAAAUUUUUAAACGAAUUGCGAAAAUUAGAUUCAGGACGUACUAUUAAUUUCGAUGGAAUCAAAAUAGCUCAUAAGAGAGCAUUUAAAAUGAAGGGUUGUAACGUUACUAAAAUUGGAGCUGAAGGAUAUAGAAAAGGAAAAAUUGAAUUUAACUCAAAUGAAGAUUAUAUUAUGUGA
This is a messenger RNA of Funneliformis geosporum, 360 nucleotides long. NCBI's taxonomy places the organism in Eukaryota, Fungi, Glomeromycota, Glomeromycetes, Glomerales, Glomeraceae. The record is from the annotation of a GenBank genome assembly.